Molecule: messenger RNA, 263 nt
Organism: Rubroshorea leprosula
Lineage: Eukaryota; Viridiplantae; Streptophyta; Magnoliopsida; Malvales; Dipterocarpaceae
Source: the annotation of a GenBank genome assembly
GGCAACAAUUGAAAAUAAAUAUUCAAUGGGUGUCGGUUUUAUAAGAUUAUUACGCGGUUUUGCAGUUUCAAAGCCUAACAACUGUACCAAGGGAUUGGAUUAAGUGGUGCGUGACGCGGGUCGGAUCUGGAUUAGUUGGGACGAAACUCCUAAUACCGGACAGGAAACCAAAAAAAAAAAAAAAAGUCUAACAACUGUUUACCGCCCGUUGUGCUACGGUUUUCAGCAUGCAAGCUGGUAUGCUCCAGCCUGAAGCCAUCAAG